UUUCGUGUCAAACUUGGCUUUUUUCCACGCUUCUUUUGCAAACACCAAAAUUCUAGCAUUAAAUUCUCCUCACAGAUACUACAAUAUGUUGGCAUUACGAGGCAGACUCGCUAACAAGCUAUUCAGGGUUGCUGGCACAAGAUGUUUGUCUAUGCCACCAAAUGAACCACUGACCAAUAUCGAUGGUGAAAACAGAACCAAACUUCUGAAUGCCAUCAAGGAUGUAGAGAGCCAAACAGUGGAAGUACCAGUUAUUUGUGGUGGGGAGAAAAUUUUCACUGGAAAAGUCAAGUACCAAGUUGCUCCUUAUAAUCAUGCAACCAAGAUUGCAAAAUUUCACAUCGCAGAUGGGGAAUUAAUCAAAGAAACGAUCAAAAGAGCAAUGGCAGCACGUAAAGCUUGGGAAAGAACCCCUUUUGAUGAAAGGGCUGCAAUUUUUGAACGAUUCUUGGAUCUUUUGUGUGGAAAAUACAGAUAUGAAUUUCUGGCAACAACGAUGGUUGGACAGGGUAAGACUGCCUAUGAAGCAGAUAUUGAUUGUGUUCUAGAACUGGCUGACUUUUACAGAUUUGACAUCUACAAUGGAAAGAGACUUCUUGAAGGGCCUGAGCUUCACCAACCACAGGGAGUGAAAAACUCCUUUAUUUACCGUGGUUUGGAGGGUUUUGUAGCAGCUGUUGCACCUUUUAACUUCACGGCAAUCGGUGGCAACCUUUCUGGUACCCCAGUCAUCAUGGGUAAUGUUGUACUAUGGAAACCAGCAAGUACAGCUAUCUUGUCUUCGUAUCGUGUGAUGGAGAUGUUCGAGGAGGCUGGUCUUCCAGAUGGUGUCAUGAACUUCAUUCCCAGCUCUGGACCAGCCUUUGGCGAGAGUAUAUCCACUUCACCACAUCUUGCAGCUGUCAAUUUCACUGGAAGUGUAGGAACAUUCAAAACCAUCUGGCAGAAUGUAGCUAAAAACUUGGAUGUUUACAGAACUUAUCCCAGGCUUAUCGGAGAAUGUGGAGGAAAGAAUUAUCAUUUUGUGCACAACUCUGCCAAUGUUGAUAUUGUUGUCCAGAGUACAAUACGAGCUGCCUAUGGCUAUCAAGGACAGAAGUGUUCUGCCUGUUCAAGAAUGUAUGUCCCAGAAUCAAAAUGGCCACAGUGUUGGAUACUACAUUGAACCAACGAUUGUAGAGACCAAGGAUCCUCUUGACAAGAUGAUGAAAGAGGAAAUCUUUGGACCUUUGGUAUGCAUCUACGUAUAUCCAGAUAACAAGUACAAAGAGACGUUGGAAGUGGUUGACACAACGAACGAGUUUGGGUUGACAGGAUCUAUAUUUGGAGAAGAUAAAGAGUUUAUCAAAGAAGCAAGCGAUAUGCUGCGAGACUCUGCUGGUAACUUUUAUAUCAACGAUAAGUGUACUGGAUCCAUUGUACAACAACAGCCAUUCGGUGGUGCUAGGAUGUCUGGUACUAAUGACAAAGCUGGUGGACUAAUGUAUCUGCUGAGAUGGACAUCGGGAAUGAGCAUAAAAGAAGCACUUUCCAACCCCGGCCCAUGGAAAUACCCCCACAUGAAGUAAUCACCAUACUCUAUAAUCUCUUGUAUAAUGAAUCUUUGCUAAUUACCUUAGAUGUUUAGAAGUUAAAUUUUAGGGAAAUGCAAAUAGCUUUAGUUAGAGUGCUUAUGUCUGUGAAAAAGUUAACUAACAAGAGUGUACAAAUUAGUCGAAGUUUUGUAGACCUACGGAGCACUACAGUCUACCGUGGUCUACUGAACUUACUAAUUUUUGCGCGUUCCUUGAAAAAAAAAUUUACGGGCAUAUGGUAUGCAUACUAGAGUGCGUACAUUAUAUCCAUGAAAAAGUUAACUAACAAAAUUGUACAAAUAAGUGCAACGUUUAGUAGGUCUACGGUCUACUGUCAUGUUAAUUUUGUUAAGGAACUAGUAUAGUUGAUACCAGAGUCGAAGUUUAAGCUGGAAACAUGUAUCUAGGACUUUUAUCUUGUAUUGUGAAAAGACGUAGCGAAUGAUUGUGUGAAAAAGUGCACAGAAUAAUCCAAUGAAACAGUAAUAUCUAGUUAAACCAACCGGCAUUACAUUGAUUAUAGCAUGAAAAGCUAGUAUUCAUCUUUUAUCUUGUAUUGUGAGAAGACGUAGCGAAUGAUUGUGUGAAAAAGUGCACAGAAUAAUCCAAUAAAACAGUAAUAUUUAGUUAAACCUACCAUUACAUAGAUUAUAGCAUAAAAAGCUAGUAUUCAUAGAAGAAAAUUGGUGUUAAAAAUUGAUAUGAAGUUUUAAAAUAAAAGUGUUAUUCGCUCGAGGAAAAUAAA
Actinia tenebrosa (Australian red waratah sea anemone) is the source of this 2319-nucleotide messenger RNA. RefSeq names its product delta-1-pyrroline-5-carboxylate dehydrogenase, mitochondrial. Lineage: Eukaryota; Metazoa; Cnidaria; Anthozoa; Actiniaria; Actiniidae. Gene Ontology annotation, cellular component: mitochondrial matrix. Gene Ontology annotation, molecular function: L-glutamate gamma-semialdehyde dehydrogenase (NAD+) activity. The record is from RefSeq and is a predicted model, not a curated record.